Messenger RNA from Ochlerotatus camptorhynchus, 5470 nucleotides. RefSeq names its product Ccn (gene Ccn). The record is from RefSeq and is a predicted model, not a curated record. NCBI's taxonomy places the organism in Eukaryota, Metazoa, Arthropoda, Insecta, Diptera, Culicidae. Gene Ontology annotation, molecular function: heparin binding; integrin binding. Gene Ontology annotation, biological process: signal transduction; cell adhesion. The coding region runs from base 2074 to 3423 and encodes 449 amino acids. Gene Ontology annotation, cellular component: extracellular matrix. The transcript is spliced from 10 exons.
UCUAACGAAAUUCUCUCACUCUCUUGAGGUAUAUUUUUUUUAGUCGGUGUGUGUUUGGAAAAGCUACCAGCUGAUGAGGAGAGCCUCCUUGCGUGUCUAGAGUGUGUUUUGGUGAUUGAGAGCCAGCACAUUUCAUAAAGCCGCCACUAUUUUCUCGGGUCUCGGGAUUUAGGUUUGAAUCGACACUGCUGUGCUGAUGGUGGUGAUGGUGAUGACGUGUGAUUGAACGAGGGAAGGGGGUGGCAGCGGUGGAGGAUAGUAGAAAAAUAACACACUAGAAUGAACCAAUUUUUCCGUGGAAAUUGAGUGAAGUAUCGUGCGGUGCGCGCUCAGGGUCGCAUUGGAUAGAGACCUUUUCUACUGUGCCGGUCUUCUCGGAAGUGCCGGAAGACGUGCCGUUGCUUGUCCGAAACGUUUUUGUGCAAUGCUAACCAGUGAGGAAGAAUGCUGAAGAGAAGAGCGGCUAUUGAUUUCUGAACCUCGUUCGUUAGAAGAUUUGAUACUUUUUGUGUGUGCAUAGCCGGAGUCGGGGGAUUUGAAAGAGCGGUUCGUUGGGAUUUUGAUGGCAGAAAUCUGUGGGGUUCGUUAGUCGGUCGAAAGGAAAAUUUGACACGAGGUGAAGCAAGGUGGAAAAUUAUCAAAUUAACAGCCGCCUGGAGCUGUGUGCCAGUAGUGUUUGGGGAGGAAGUGAGCGAAUUUCUUACUGGAUUUUCGGUGUAACUUUGACACCCUCGCGGAAAGUUUGCUAACUUCCACCAACGACGUCCUAUUUCGUCAGUUUACUUACGGUGAUAAUCCACAUAAAUUCUGAUUACGUGCGGGGCCUUCCCGUUGUGUUUGAAUAGAGCUUGGCUAUCCCCGUUGUACAUAUUUACCAUCCCAACGGUGGACGGGAAGAAGAUCGACGAGUGAAUGUGUAUGUGAAGUGUGAGUGCUUUUCCUCAGCCCAGACGGAAAAGGUGAAGUUUUCUGUUCUCGUACCCCGAUUCUUCCGUUCUGUGUUUGUAAUCUCAUAAAAUUGUAAUAACGAGAAAAUGAAAUUUACACGUUCCAGCGCCACCAUUACGUAUGGGGCAGGAAGAAUAACGAUGAAAUAGAAUUACUACCAAAUGUGAUAUAGAAGCAGAUGAUUAAUGUGCAUAUCGUUUCACCCGGCUCAGAACAAGCAUCCUUCGGCAAGCGCAGAUCUGGCGAGUAAUUUCGUCCCCGUUCCAGUUAGCAAAAGGAUACGAACGAAUCAAUUUGACAUCCCGUGAAUCCAGUGCCCCAGAAAAACAGCUUCACACCAUAGACGCUAGCAGCCUUGGUUCAGGAACCCAUCCAGUCUUGUUGCUUUGAAGUGUGUAUACACCCGUUCGUUCACGCUCGCUUCUGGAGAAGAAAAUUGCCGGCAGCUGCUGCUUAAGAAAUACCGCUUUUCCAACGCAAACGAGCUGAGACAUAACACUGCCUGUGGAGGGAGCUCCUGUUGCUCUAAAAAACACCAAGGAAAAAAAAACGCGAGUAUACACGUAAUGGUAACAGUGCUGUAAUUAAAGCUAAGCCCGGUUUCCUUUUGAAAGUCGGUCGAGAUUUUGAAGACUUGGUUCCGUUUCAUCGUCACCGGUUUGGAAAUCGGACUAACGCGCGCGAGCUCGUAUUCAUAAAAAAAAGGAAGCUUGGUCCAGGAGAAAUAGGAUUGCGAUAAUAAGGGGCUCACAUUGCAAAUGGAAGCUCCGUGGAAGUUGGACGAAAAAACACGCCCGAAAGCAUCCGUUCGUCGCUGAGAUCGGAUUAGAGUGGGGGGAACGGUUUCUUGUGAGACUAAAUUUCGGAAAUAACGGUCGCAUUAAAGUCCAAGGCGCAGUGUUCAAACAGACGUAGAAGGAGUUUUGAACAUUUUCCUUCCCGAUUAUCUUUCUUGGGUGCUUGGGAGAAGUGGCACUUCUAUUUCGGCUUCUGCGUUUCUGUGGAAGACGGACGAAGAGUUUGCAGUGUAAAAAUUCGAAUUCGGUGAAUUAAGGCAUUCUGGAGAGUGGUCUGUCAUUGUGGCACAAAGCUCGGCUACGAGUACUGUCGACAGAAAGCGGCAAAAUGUGGAUUUAUACCUUCAUCAGCCUGGCUCUUAGCAGGAUAUUGGAUAUAACGGCCUUCUCCAUCAACACAGAUAAUCAGCUUUUUGGCCCCCACAUAGAUUUAAAUUACGGUAGCUGUACGGUAGGAAAUACGACAUACUUCCACGGUGAAACAUUCAAAUUGGAUUGCCGAACACAAUGCGUUUGUCAGAAUGGAAGGCAUGCAUGUUCGACCCUUUGUCCACACGAAAAUUUGCCACCACCGAACGAUACGGCCAUUUGCGUCGGAGCGAGACUGGUGGAACUUCCGGAUCACUGUUGCCGGGUGUGGCUUUGUGAGCAGCCCACCACCGAUGUGAAUGCAACCUGUUAUAACUCGUCCACAACGCUGUGGUCAUCGUGCUCGCAGAGCUGUGGCAUCGGAAUCUCGACCAGGAACAUAACCACGACACCGGGCUGCCAGCGGCUCAGCACGGUAAGGCUCUGUGAGAACCACAAAUGCAACCGACAGGACAAUAACUACUACAGCGGCAUCGUUAAUGACUACGGUGACGGUGAGGAUCUGGCCGUGGUGGGCGACGGCCGCGAUAUCAGUGGCAGUGGCAGCAGCAGCAGCAGCAAAAAGCACCGUCAGGGCCGCUAUCCUGUUGCUAAUAGUUUGCUGUUGCUAGGCGAGCCGGAACAUCGCAGAAGGAAAGGACACCAGUGCCGGAGCAUUCAACGUACGUCCUCCUCCCGGCUGCGAUUGGGGCCGUGCGUCUCACGGAAGCUGUACCGGCCCAAGACCUGCGGCCACUGUCAGGAUGCAAACAUGUGCUGUGUGCCUUUAAUAACUACCACUAUUCAGGUUGAGCUUCUCUGCCCACUCAACUCGGGCGAUCCGUUUGAGUUCAUCGAACACGGAUACGAUCUGUGGGAUAGUGCAUCGAUCGACCCACUGGACGAGGAGAUGCUGCAGUCCCAUCAGAUUCAGAUCGAGAACAAGUUCAUCGACGUGCAGUGGGUGUUGAAAUGUGAAUGCGGACCAAAAAGCAAAAAUUGUCGUGCGACGCGAAAAGCAACUGACCCUGCGGGAGCAAUCGGCAGCAAUGACACCGUCACCACCGGUGGCAAAGGCCAGAUCGUGGCCGGCAAACACAGGAUCCCACCACUGCCGGUAGCGGCCAUCAAUUCGAUAGAUGACGAGCACGCGAAGGACGAUGACGACGACGACGACGAGAUGGGCUCGUCGUCGCAUAGCAAACAUCAGAAACAGCAUCACCACCACCACCACCAUCAUCAUCAUCAUCAUCAUCACAAACGGCAGUGGAAAACCGACCAGCGUCACAACGAUGGAGGCGAACUUUUGAAACGGGUUCAUCGAACAUAAUAAAUUGGCGAUUCGCACGACACCGGGAUAGGUCUCUCCCCCCACCCGGUCAGUAAUGCAUAGAUAGAGUCACGCACAUGCUUCGGACGAAGGAAGCGGAAAAGGGAGGAAAAGGGUAAUUGUGAGUCUGACCAACAGAAUGAGCUAUACCUACGGUCGAUAUAGGGGGAAUGUUUGUGCGAUACUUCCGAUCUGACGACGUGACGGUUCGGUUGUGAAUGAAAGUUUUGUGCGCGUCCGCCGAGACGACGAUCGAAUUCGAGAAAAUCAGACUUUAUUUGGUGGAAGAUCAUACACACACUAAAUUUGAUUAGUUGUUUUUUUCCGGGAAAAUUGAACCGGUGGUGGCGAGAAGGAUGCAAAACAGAAUACACAUCACUGAAGUGACUUAUAUACUAUACAUACACGCAAACAUCGGCAAUCGUGUCCGUGAUACGGUUAAAUUGGAGCUGGUGAACCGAGGCCACUGUGGAUGGAGAUUGUCGGAAAUUUAUUCAAUACUGCAUGCAAACAGAUGAUUUAUAGCAUAGACGCAUUGAUUUCAAAAUUAUAAAAAUUAUAAAGGUGUGAACUAUUCAGGGAAGAUGGGUCCGACCAAUAGUACUAUGAGCACCUUAAACUUCAGUGAUCGGGUACAUCUUCCCUAAUGUGAUUAUGGGUGAAUCUCACGUCAUUUUGAUCAUAAAAUCAACUUCAUAAUAUUAACAAGGGAUACUUUGUGUUUUAUUAAAACCAUUAUGUAAUUAAACACUUCGGUUUAUGAUAAAUUUCCAUCCACUUUGCAGUGGUUUUCGGUUCACAGCCGUCAUAUGCGAAAUAGCGCAAGUGCUUGUUGUACAUACCAGUAGGAAACUUUUUUUGUACGAUCCGAGUAAAUUUCAGUGCGAGUCAAAAUGCAAGGAAUCCAUAAAACACACACAAAUAAAUAAUAAAAAAAAAUGUAUCGAAAAGUGAUGAAGUGUUUCAGUAGAAAAAUAUUUACAGAUCAGAUGUGAACAAAUGGAAAAGGAUUUUUAAAGCCAACAACUCCACCACGUUCGUACGGGUGUGAUAGAGCGGAAUCGAGGACAAGUGAGAGUAGAACAAACUAGUCAAAAAUUAAAAAAAAAAAAACAACCAUAGAUGAACUUUCACGCUUGAAUUACAAAAAAAAAAGGAUUUAUGAAAUAUUCGCAGCAAAAAAAAAACUCUGAAAUCAGAGCUCCACACAUGGGAACACGCGCAGGACAAAACAUAACUUUUCCAUUUUUCCAGCCAUUGAUCCUCGUUAUAAAACGCACCGCAUGCAAAACAAGUGACAGACAGCUCUCGUGCAACCUACCUGCCACAUAAGAACCCAUCAUAUCGUUUCUGAACCUCAAUAUGUGAAUCUGUAGUGCUGCGAAUAGCAUUUUGUAUUAAGGUAACCUACUGCUGGCUGGGAAUACAACAUACUCGUACUAGUAGUAGGACUCGAAGCGUGGCGCAUUCAGCUCGCAUUGAAUGGUUUCAAUCUCAUAAUACCUACCUAGUCUACCUAGAUUGCCGGUUGCACCUCUUGUUCGGGUGCUCUCUUUCCCAUUUUGUUUAUGUCAUCCGGAGGUGACAUCAGGGCAGAGCCGAUCUAUAGCAAUGAAUGGUUUUAUGUAAAAGUAAACGGAUAUACACAUGCAUUUUCCACAUCCUGGCGGCAAUCAUCCACUCUCCUCAUGGCAGCCAUCAUGAGCAAGAACUUGACUUUAAUAGAAUGAGGAACUGGCCUGCGGACGGUGUGUUUGAAUGAUAGGAAUGUAUGCAUAGUGUUGCAUUUGAAGUUGCAUAUCUAAAUUAGAAAAUUCUGUUUGAUUUUAUUGCAUCAAUAUUUGCUGACAAUUGAUGGUACAUAACAACUACAGUGUUGGAUACAUAUGUUGUCUUUUAUAUUUACACCCUCAAUACUCCUCCUUACUUCACUCAUAGCUUACCACUUUGGAAGUUUCCAUCAGCAGAAAUAAGAUUGUCUCAUUUAUUUAACUUGGCCACAAGGGAUCAAGAGGUCAUAAGAACAAGUUAGUUAACCUGACCAGAG